AUGCUUAAGCAUAUAUUGUUAGCCACUGCAGCGGCUUUCCUAGUCUUGGACAUCGUCGCUGGAGAGUCCUGCAACAGUAAAGCACCUGUUGUCGUCCAUCCCACUCCUCCCGGUGUGAGCAAAUACGACUCGUUCGUGGUUCAAGUGCGCUCCAAUGCUCAUAAGAAACAAGAGUUCACUGUGCAACCGUUCCUUGUCCAAGUGGGCGAGGCCAAUACCACCAGCGGAGCGAGUAUCGUGCACAAUACUUCCGUCGCAUACUUUGAUUUCUGUGGCUCCGUCGAGGUGUCGUUGACUUACAACAAUGGCCCUAUACAUUCCGCCGUCGUCCGUCCGCAUUCAUACAACAUCGUUCCGAAAGUGCACGGAGACGUUAUCACUUUCUCGCUCGACUCUCCCAAGAACGUGGUGAUCCAGGUCAACGAUAAUAUCUGGGACGUGCUCAACCUUCUCACCAACCCUAUUGAGACUGAGGUGCCUAAUCCCUCGGAUCCGGGCAUCAUCUACUUCCACCCUGGUAUCAAUAAUAGCACAGGGGCCACAACAAACAAAUCACUACUCAUCCCGCCCGGUAAAACCGUCUAUGUAGCUCCUGGGGCUACCAUCACGCUUCCACUAGCUUUCCACAAUAUCUCUGACGCCAGCAUCCGUGGCCGAGGACUUCUGCUCAAAGCCCCUAUUACAAUCGAGUAUUCGUCUCGCAUUACAGUCCGCGACCUUGUCCUUAUCAAUACGAACAUCGGUGUCGCAGUCUCAUCCGAUGUGACCGUGCACGGGAUCCGGUCCUUCUCCAUCGGCGCAUGGGGCGACGGAUUCGACAGCUACUGCAGCCGCAACGUGCUGGUGGACAACGUGUUCAUGCGCAACUCGGACGACAAUAUCGCACUCUACCAGCACCGGAACAACUGGUCCGGAGACUCGAGCAACCUCACUAUCCAGAAUGCCGUGCUCUGGGCGGACUAUGCUCACCCCAUCAAUAUCGGAACACAUGGUAAUACACCCAACCCCGAGACGACGGACGGCGUCAUUAUCAGGAACAUUGACGUGCUCGACCAUCGCGAGCCGCAGAUGUGGUACCAGGGAUGUCUGGCUAUCAAUGCCGGGGACGACAACCUCAUCCAGAACGUGUGGGUGGAUGGGAUGCGCGUCGAGAACUUCCGCGAGGGCCAGCUGAUCAACCUGCGAGUCAUGUAUAACUCCAAGUACAAUACGUCGCCAGGAAGAGGGAUCCGCAAUGUGUAUAUCAAGGGAUUGCACUACGACGGUACCAAUGCUAAUCCGUCGCUAAUGUUGGGGUAUGACGGUCAGCGCAACAUCACCAACGUCACCUUUGAGGAUCUCGUAGUCAACGGCAAGAAGAUCUUCGAUGGAAUGAAGAAACCGACUUGGUACUACACUGCUGACUUUGUGCCUAUGUUUGCCAAUGAGCAUGUCCAUAACCUGACUUUUACUGCGUCGUGA
Aspergillus fischeri NRRL 181 is the source of this 1461-nucleotide messenger RNA. Its product is annotated as putative endo-polygalacturonase. Lineage: Eukaryota; Fungi; Ascomycota; Eurotiomycetes; Eurotiales; Aspergillaceae. Bases 1 to 1461 code for a protein of 486 amino acids. The transcript has a single exon. The record is from RefSeq and is a predicted model, not a curated record.